Messenger RNA from Populus nigra (black poplar), 1858 nucleotides. Its product is annotated as glucose-6-phosphate/phosphate translocator 1, chloroplastic-like. Gene Ontology annotation, cellular component: membrane; Golgi apparatus. Gene Ontology annotation, molecular function: triose-phosphate transmembrane transporter activity; phosphoglycerate transmembrane transporter activity; antiporter activity. Gene Ontology annotation, biological process: transmembrane transport. NCBI's taxonomy places the organism in Eukaryota, Viridiplantae, Streptophyta, Magnoliopsida, Malpighiales, Salicaceae. The record is from RefSeq and is a predicted model, not a curated record. The transcript is spliced from 5 exons. Bases 441 to 1619 code for a protein of 392 amino acids.
ACGUCAGUCUUGAAUUUCUAUUUGGACUGAGACUUCAGAGAAAGUAAAUUAAAAGCCACCUUCUUCUCUUGUCCUCUCUUUGUACCCACCCACCACCAAUAAAAAAAGAGACUCUUUUUUUAUUUCACACUAUUUUAAAAAAUAUAUUUCUGUUACUCCGUAGAUUAUAAAUCAGUGAUUUUUUUUUUAUUUUAUUCAAAAACAAUUAUAUAACCCUUCAAGAUCUUUAUGUUUCACAGCUUUUUACCCUUUGGUUGAUAUUUUAAGAGAGUCUUAGAUAAAGACAUUGGUUUGUUAGAGUUUGUGUUGUUUUUGAAACUUUCUCUUGAUCUUUGAUCUUCACGGAUUGGUAUUUAGAUUUUGAGUUCGUUUUUUGAGAUUUUGAGAUAAACCCGUUAGACCCUUUUGGAUUUUGAGUCAAACGAUCAAAUUUUUACAUCAUGAUUUGCAGUGUCAAGCAAUCUGUUAUAACGCCAACAAUCAACGGAUCUGACACUAUUUUUCGCCGAAAAAACCCGUCGGCUAUACAAAGAUCUUUGAUUUUGCCUUCACUUAAUGGCAAUAAGAGUUCAAAACCAGUUCUUUCAAUUUCCAAGCCUUUGCAUGUGUCCAAGGUUGAGUCUUUUGCUUUGUCAAAGCCUCAAAAGAGGAGCUUGAUCGCAUGCAAUGCCUAUGAGGCUGAUCGAUCAGAGCCAAUUGAGGCACCUGAGGUGAAAUCAGAGGCUGCAAAAAAGGUUAAGAUUGGGAUUUACUUUGCUGUUUGGUGGGCUUUGAAUGUUGUGUUUAAUAUUUACAACAAGAAGGUUUUGAAUGCUUUUCCAUAUCCAUGGUUGACUUCUACACUCUCUCUCGCUUGUGGAUCUCUGAUGAUGUUUAUCUCAUGGGCUACCCGGAUUGCUGAGACACCAAAGACUGAUUUUGAGUUUUGGAAGACUUUAUUCCCUGUUGCUGUGGCACAUACAAUUGGGCAUGUAGCAGCAACUGUGAGCAUGUCGAAGGUUGCAGUUUCCUUUACCCAUAUCAUUAAGAGUGGUGAGCCUGCUUUCAGCGUAUUGGUAUCAAGGUUCCUAUUGGGUGAGACUUUCCCUUCAUCAGUUUACCUGUCCCUUGUUCCGAUCAUUGGUGGUUGUGCAUUAGCUGCUGUUACUGAGCUCAACUUCAACAUGAUUGGUUUUAUGGGGGCCAUGAUUUCCAACUUGGCUUUUGUUUUCCGCAACAUAUUUUCAAAGAAGGGCAUGAAGGGGAAGUCUGUUAGUGGGAUGAACUACUAUGCUUGUCUCUCUAUGUUGUCACUCUUGAUUCUCACACCUUUUGCUAUAGCUGUGGAGGGACCACAGAUGUGGGCUGCAGGUUGGCAGACAGCCCUCUCUGAAAUUGGACCGAAUUUUGUAUGGUGGAUUGCAGCACAAAGUGUAUUCUAUCAUCUUUACAAUCAAGUGUCAUACAUGUCCCUAGAUGAGAUCUCUCCCUUGACCUUUAGCAUUGGAAAUACUAUGAAGCGUAUAUCUGUCAUAGUCUCAUCCAUUAUCAUUUUCCACACACCCGUCCAGCCUGUCAAUGCUCUUGGAGCGGCCAUCGCUGUCCUUGGAACCUUCUUGUAUUCCCAGGCUAAGCAGUGAUUGCACCAGACUUGGCAAUUUUAAUACUCCUCAUGUAAUAUAUGAUGAGAGAACAAGCAUGCGGACAGCCGGAGACCUUCAGAUUAGGGUAGUGGUGUGCCAAUAACUAUCCGCUGGUUGAUAAUAAAAAACAAAUGAUGGAAGUCAUUAUAUAUUUAGUAGUUUUAGUUCUGUAUAUUUUUCAAGAAUAAUUGGCAGUACAUGGAAAUUGGAAUGAGUGAAGAAUUUUGUUUAUGAAA